CUAUCCUCUCAUAAAUGCAGCAGAUAUAAAACCCCCCUGGCCUGGCAUCUUUAUAUCCUCAGCGUAGUCGCCGUCGUCUCUUUUCUCCAACUUCCCAUCCGGCACAGCAGCAGCCGCAUUCUUCCUCUUCCAAUCUUGCACCCCAUACACUUCCUCCUCGCCUUGGUCGAGUAUCAGCGCAACAUGGGCAUCCGUGAUCAUGUCACUCAUGGCGCGGUUGUGUCAGCUACCGUCGUUGAGCCUCUUCCUGAGGCUCCUCAGUCCCUUCUUGAUACCAAGCGCUGGUGGCGCCAUCCGAAUCUCAGGGCCCUGAACCUGUGGCUUUUGAUUCCUCUCCUGUCCAUCUUCUCCCAAGGUUUCGAUGGCUCCAUGAUGAAUGGUCUUCAAUCAGUCACUUAUUGGCGCAACUACUUCGGCGCCCCUACUGGUUCCACCCUCGGUAUCUUCAACGCAGCCUAUCCUCUCGGUGGUAUUGUCGGUGUCUUCUUCGUCACUCCCGUCGCCGAUCGCUGGGGUCGUCGGGCCGGUCUUGCUCUCGGAGCCAUCGUAAGCAUCCUCGGUGCCGUUCUGCAGUGCUCUGCCCAGAACAUUGCUAUGUUCGUCAUCUCUCGUGUCAUUAUCGGUGCCGGAUCUGUUAUUGUCGCCGCCGUUGGUGCCCCCUGGAUCACGGAGAUUGCUCACCCUUCGCACCGUGCCACUGCCACCGCCCUCUUCCUAACUUUCUACUCUCUGGGCUCCAUCACCGCCGGCUGGAUUACCUUCGGUACUUUCCGUAUCGACAGCGAGGCUUCUUGGAGAAUUCCCUCUGGUCUUCAAGCCUUGCCCAAUUUGAUCCAGAUCAUCUUCCUCUUCUGGGUUCCUGAGUCCCCGAGAUGGCUCGUCAGUGUCGGUCGUAAGGAUGAGGCUCACGCUAUGCUCGUCAAGUAUCAUGGCGAGGGCAAUGCUGAAGACCCCGUCGUUAUCUUUGAGUACCACGAGAUCACCCGGACUCUUGAGUUGGAGCUUUCUGGCGACAGUAAGGGCAUCAUCGGAACCGCAAAAGAGUUUAUGGGCACGCCUGGUAACAGAAAACGCAUGGCGAUCCUGGUAUGGGCUGCCAUAUGUUCGCAAAUGUCUGGAAACGCCUUUGUCUCCUAUUACCUCUCUCCCAUCCUAACUUCUGUUGGCCUCAAGACCGACUUACAGCAAACUCUUAUCAAUGCCACUAACCAGAUGCUCUCUUGGUUCUCGGCCAUCUAUUUCGCCACCCUCCCUGAGAAGAUUGGCCGCCGUAUUAUGUUUCUAUGCUCUCUGUGCGCUAUGUGGAUUGUCGUCAUCUCCAUCACUGCCGGAAGCGCCAUGUUCGCCAAAGACGAGAACAACAAGGCUGCCGCCUAUUCCGUAGUCGUCUUUCUCUACCUUUUCUCUCCUGCCUACAACUUCGGUUUCAAUGGCAAUCUCGGCCUCUACAUUCCCGAGAUCCUCCCGUACCUCAUGCGUACUCGGGGUUUGUCGUUCUUCUACUUUGUCCAGUUCUGCUUCCAGAUCUUGUGCAACUUUGCUAUUCCGAUUGGUCUCCAGGAUAUUCAGUGGCGCCUGUAUCCCAUCUUUGUUGGCUGGAUUAUCGUCGAGUUUGUCGUGCUAUACCUUCUUUUCCCGGAGACUAAGGGUCCUUCUUUAGAAGACAUUGCUUACAUCUUCGAUGGCCGCCCGGAAUACGAUGACGAGAAGAUUAUUUAG
Messenger RNA from Periconia digitata, 1719 nucleotides. The record is from the annotation of a GenBank genome assembly. Lineage: Eukaryota; Fungi; Ascomycota; Dothideomycetes; Pleosporales; Periconiaceae.